Molecule: messenger RNA, 210 nt
Organism: Aspergillus ibericus CBS 121593
Lineage: Eukaryota; Fungi; Ascomycota; Eurotiomycetes; Eurotiales; Aspergillaceae
Exons: 1
Source: RefSeq, a predicted model, not a curated record
CCCACCCACCUGUAUUCACUAACUGAAUGGAAGGUUACUCUCAACAGAAAGACUGUGAUCAAAGAUACGGAACAGGAUCUGGUUCUUGUCCCUGAAUUCUAUUGGAGGCUGUUCCUCCAACCAAAGUUGAGAGAGAAUCUAUGCCUUAAAUAUCCACAUAAAAAGAUUGCAUUGGACGACACGUCCAUUGUGGUGACUGUUUCUCGGCGU